Molecule: messenger RNA, 702 nt
Organism: Exophiala mesophila
Lineage: Eukaryota; Fungi; Ascomycota; Eurotiomycetes; Chaetothyriales; Herpotrichiellaceae
Exons: 1
Coding region: 1-702 (233 amino acids)
Source: RefSeq, a predicted model, not a curated record
AUGGCCACCACUAGCCCAAGAGAAACAUACGGCGUAUGGGCACUCAAACCAUUUGGGUAUGAACGAGAACGACAUGAAGACGACCCGCAGGACCCACAUCUGUUGCUCUAUUUCCGAGACCCUCAGAACCCACGGCGAGCUGAGUUCAAGUACAAUGUAGCAAUCAACGUCAAAUCCAAGGGCUUUCCAUCGGAGCUUGUCUAUGCCAUUCAAGAUCCAUUCGACCAUAAACCAACCAUCAAGGUCCUCGAAGAGCUCGAUCUAGGCUUCCACGCUGCAACAGGAGUGCCCGACACUCCCACGGCGACGUCGUCACUCUCACUGGACUACCUGCGCACCCCAGAUCUCAUCUCCAUCACCAAAACCGGCAAGAUCCUUCCACACGACGUGCCUGGGCCCGAUAAUGACCUCCUGGACAGCCUUGAGCCCGUGAUCCAGGCCGCCAUUCGCAACCAAUCCAAGAUGUACAUCUUUGGCUUCCGCUACCGCGAUGGGAAGGGCUUGCACAAGGUGCACAUGAAUCAAGGGUCGGUGGGCUCAUUUGCGAGUCAGAAUGCAGUCGGAACGGACGGUGCCAUUAUUAUACAUGAUGAAUCGGGCUGGAAGGCAGUCUUUUUGGCAUUUGCUAGUCAGAAAGUGCCGACCGAUGGAAUCAAAGGGAAUCCAGAGCCUGGUGCCAAGAGUCUGGAAGAGUUGAUCUGA